CACCCAGCCGGGGGUGGGACCGCGGCCACCGCGCACCCACCACGGUCCCCGUGGGGCGCUGGGGGGGCGGGCGAGCCUCGGAGCUCCCGGCACCUGGGCAGGUGGUGGCUCUGUUCCGGGGUGGGGGGACCCCCCCCGAGUGGCGGCGGUAAACAGGAUACGAGCGGAGGCGGCGGGGACACAGCGGCAGCGUCACCCCCGCCCCGGGGACAGCCGCAGGAUGAGCGGGGGGGACCCUCCCCAGCGGCCCCGAGCUGCCUCUCCAGAUGCUGGCAUCGCUGGUGCACGCCCGGCACGCUGAGCCCCCCUUGUCCCCGGGCGGGCCGGACCCUCGGGGUGUCCCCGCCGUGUCCCCGGGCCCUGCCAUGGCUCUGGAGCCCGAGGCGCUGCUGGACCUGAGCUUCCUGACGGAGCAGGAGCGGAGCUCCAUCGCCGAGGUGCUGCGCCGGGACUGGCAGCUCCGGCGGCGAGAGCAGGGACGCAUCAGCAAACUCCGCAAGUCGGUGUCGGACCCGGCGCGGCUGCGGAGCCUCACCGGGGACUGGUUCUGCGACGCCCGCGCCCAGCGGCACCAGCAGCAGCAGCUGGGCUCCGACCUCGUGCGAGCCUCCAUCCGCCGCAGGAGGCGGCCCCGGGGAACGGGGGGCCUGGAACGCGGCCCCGGUCUGGGCGAGCUGGAGGCCAUUGAUGAGCCGCUGGCAGAGGAGAAGGAGGAUGAGGAUGGUGCGUUGGAGACGGACGAGAGCUCCCCCCCAGAGGAGGUGCAGGAGGCCACUGAGCCCCAGCCCGGCCCCCCCGCCCCGGCUGAGGAGGGGACCCCGAUGUCACAGGCGCUGCUGCAGGGUGACAACCUGCUGAGGGAGCGGGACAGCCCGGCCCAGCCAGGCGAGUCGGGAGCUGGGAGCGGCUUCGGCUCGUCCAGCACGGAGGAGGAUGAGGAGGAGCCGGACUCGGCUCAGGGCGACCACGCUGGGCAGAGACCAGAGACCCCCGAGCCGGAUCAGACCCCCCCAGCCCCUCUGUCCCCACAGAACGGCCACACUCCCCCGAGCCUGCUGAGCACCAGCUCCUCCGUGUCCAGCCUCAGCUCCUCCACGCUGAGCGGGAGCCUGAUGAGCCUGUACAGCGAGGGGGAGCUGGGCAGGGUGGCCGUGCGGGGCUGUGUCCAGUUCUCCCUGCGCUAUGACCCGGCCAGGAAGGAGCUGCAGGUGCACGUCCUGCGCUGCCGGGAGCUGGCCCAGGCCAGGAAGCAGCGCUCGGACCCGUACAUCAAGACGUACCUGCUGCCGGACAAGUCCAACCACAGCAAGCGCAAGACCGCCGUGAGGAAGAGGAGCUUGGAUCCCGUCUUCAAUGAGACCCUCAAGUACAAGCUGGAGAAGAGGGACCUGCAGGGCCGGACCCUGAACCUCUCCGUGUGGCACCACGACAGCCUGGGCAGGAACCUGUUCCUGGGGGAGGUGGAGGUCGCGCUGGGCUCCUGGGACUGGGCCAACACUCGCCCCGAGUGGUUCAGUCUCCAGCCACGGAUGCCCAUCCCCUCCGACGGCCUCGCCAGCCGGGGCAACCUCAACCUGGCGCUGAAGUUCCUCCCCGCUGGCUCGGAAGGAGGGGGGAUGCCGCCCACGGGGGAGCUGCACAUCUGGGUGAAGGACGCUCAGAGCCUCAUCCCGCUGCAGAGCGGCACCGUGGACGCCUUCGUGCAGUGCUACGUCCUGCCGGAUGACAGCAAGGCGAGCCGGCAGAAGACGCGGGUGGUGAAGCGGAGCCUGAGCCCCCUCUUCAACCACACCAUGGUGUACGACGGCUUCCAGGCCAAGGACCUGGCCGAGGCCUGCGCCGAGUUCACCCUCUGGCACCACGAAACCUUCUCCAAGCGCCAGCUGGGCGGCAUCCGGCUCAGCCUGGGCACCGGGAGCAGCUAUGGGCUGCCCGUGGGCUGGAUGGACUCGACGCAGGAGGAGCAGGGGGUGUGGAAGCAGCUGCUGCAGCAGCCCGGGCACUGGGUGGAAGCUCUGCUCCCCCUGAGGACCAACCUGGUCCCCCGGGUGUAGCCCCCAAGGAGCAGCUGGUGCCGGUGGGACUGAGGGGUCUGAGGGAUGGGGACCUGGGACUGUGCGGGCCGGGGUCUGUGCCCUCCUCUUCCAGCAGCAAUGAAGUGGCACCAGAGGGAACAUCUGGCGGCUUUUCCUUGCUGUGGGCACAUCUGGUGCCCGUUAAUUGCACAGGCCACCAUACCCUGACUUCUCCCUCCACUGUGGGGCUGCAGCUGCUGCGUCCCACUGCUCCCAGUGUGGGGCUGUGCCCUCCAGCACCGGCCUUGUCACAGCCCUGGCUGGGGUGAGGGGGUCACUGCUCUGGGGGAUGCCCCUUUUCCUACUGGGAUACCCCACACUGGGCUGUCCUGUCCCACUGGGACACCCACCCUGGCUCCCUGGCACUGGGCACUGCAGUCACCUGGGACCACCCACCAAUUCCACCCUGGGGCCAGGAACAGCCGAAUCCCCAGGGCUUUUUCUGCAACCAGAAUCUGCCAGGACAG
Molecule: messenger RNA, 2542 nt
Organism: Pseudopodoces humilis (Tibetan ground-tit)
Lineage: Eukaryota; Metazoa; Chordata; Aves; Passeriformes; Paridae
Gene: SYTL1
Product: synaptotagmin like 1
Biological process (GO): intracellular protein transport; exocytosis
Cellular component (GO): exocytic vesicle; plasma membrane
Molecular function (GO): small GTPase binding; neurexin family protein binding
Source: RefSeq, a predicted model, not a curated record